Molecule: messenger RNA, 1192 nt
Organism: Apis florea (little honeybee)
Lineage: Eukaryota; Metazoa; Arthropoda; Insecta; Hymenoptera; Apidae
Gene: spict
Product: magnesium transporter spict
Biological process (GO): magnesium ion transport
Cellular component (GO): membrane
Molecular function (GO): magnesium ion transmembrane transporter activity
Source: RefSeq, a predicted model, not a curated record
CAAUUAAUAUAAAAUAAAUACUGAUAAAAUUGAUAUUUAACGAUGAGUAGUAUAACAAAAAUUGCAUUUGAAGUACAAUUGUAUAAUACAACAAACUUUUAUAUAGGGUUAAGUUUAGCAAUUAGUUCUAGUAUUUUUAUAGGAGCUAGUUUUAUUAUUAAAAAAAAAGCAUUGAUUCGACUUCAAAGACGCGGAGCACUACGAGCUUCAUCCGGAGGAUUUGGAUAUUUAAAAGAAUGGAUGUGGUGGACUGGUUUUCUAUCAAUGGGAAUAGGAGAAGCAGCAAAUUUUGCUGCUUAUGCAUUUGCACCGGCAUCAUUAGUAACCCCUUUAGGAGCACUUAGUGUUUUAAUAUCUGCAAUAUUAGCAUCAAAAUAUCUACAUGAAAAACUUAAUUUGCUAGGAAAGAUUGGUUGCCUUUUAUGCAUCUUGGGUUCUACAGUUCUUGUAAUUCAUUCUCCAAAGGAAGAAGAAAUUAGUACAUUAAAUGAGCUUGUAGAUAAGGUUAAGGAUCCAGGAUAUAUUGUUUAUAUAUUGACUGUGAUAAUAUGCAGUAUUUUAAUUAUUUUUUAUUUUGGUCCUAUAUAUGGAAAACAAAAUAUCAUAGUAUAUAUUUGUUUAUGUUCAUCUAUUGGUUCAUUGACUGUUACAAGUUGUAAAGGAUUGGGAUUAGCUUUAAAAGAAACUAUUUUUGGAUUUAGUAAUGGAUUUUCAAAUUGGUUAACAUGGGCUUUUUUAUUUAGUGUUAUACUUUGUGUUAGCAUACAAAUGAAUUAUUUAAAUAGAUCACUUGAUUUAUUUGAAACUACAAUUGUUACACCUAUUUAUUAUGUAUUUUUCACAACAUUAGUAAUAAUCGCAUCUGCUAUAUUAUUUAAGGAAUGGGAAAAUAUGAGUGCUGAAGAUAUUUUAGGCUCAUUUUGUGGUUUUUUAACUAUAAUAAUUGCAAUAUUUCUGUUAAAUGCAUUUAAAGAAAUGGAUAUAUCUUAUGAAAAUAUUAGACGUAUGUUACAACCUAAACGAAAAUUAUUCAUAAAUAAUAUUAAUCAAUGGAAUAACAGAGAUGAGGAAAGAUUAAUAACUAGACUGGAAACAGAAUUAAAUCAUACAUAUGGAGCUCAAGCUUUAACAAGAACUAUAUAAUUCUAUAAAUAUAUAAAUAUAUAAAAUAUAUAAAAUAUAAAAAUAUGAA